UUACCUGUUGCUUCUUACCUGUGAUAAUGAGCACCAGUUGAGAGGGUUGGUCAGUCGGAACAAGACCAGUCGAGGAUAACGGAGCGAAGUGUUCAGUCUAUUAUCGGUCGGCUUACUUGUUCCACGUUUAUAUAGUAGUAGUAGUGUAGAUUAACACGCAGCUAUAUAGUUUUGUAUGCGGUAUUUACCUGGAUAUACCUUUACCACCAUUGACGAUUUGCAAUUUAGACAGGUAGUUUGAAAGCUUGACUGGUGAAAAAAAAAGAAGAAAAGAGAAGAAUUCUGAGGAGCUUUUGGACACAGUAAAAUGGGUCAAGCUUUGUCUAGAAAGCGUACUUUCACCCCGGGCUCAUCAUUGUCGCCAAACGGAGAAAUUCCGUCUUUGAAAACACAGACGAAUGGUACGACCAGCAAAGAGACGGACGGCAAUGUGGUAGUCAUAGAAACCACGGAUAAGUCGGACACCUCUGUGAACGCUAAUUCGAAAGUGACGUUGUCGCCAAACACAACGGCUACGUCCAACGAGGCAGAUACGACUGUCACCUCAGAUGCGUUAGACACGACGGCGUCAGCAAAUCUGUCGACAUCUACAGUCACAAACGAAGGUUCUCCAACUAAGAAAGAGAAGAGAAAAGCUCGGAAGUUGUUCACCUUCAGUCUAAAGCGAUCUAGACCAGGUUCGGGACGGAAGAAAUCGAAGAAAGAAAAUGGAUCUACAAGUCUGGCGUCAGGAUCUGACAAUAGCAAGGAGGAAAAUCGACAAAGUCUGUUCCUCGAGGAAUUCGAGAUCCCGGAAUGCCAUGACACUGACGCAGUGGAUCUGUCGGACCACGAGGACAUUGCAAACAUAUCCAAGAACAUUGAACCUGAAAAUACAUCAACACCUAAAAAAGACGAAUCUUUUAAGAAGAGUAAAAAAGGAUCAAAAUCUCCGAAAGUUUCCAAAAAGAGCAAGAAAAGUAAAUCCGAGAAAAAGAAAAAGACAGAAGAAGCUAAGGCAGAGAAAAAAAGAGAGAAAGAAGAAAAGGCAAAGAAGGAGAAGGCAGAAAGAGAAAGUUUAAAACAGAAAAAAGAUUCGAUGAAGAACAAAGAACCUGUCCUUGUUGUAGAAGAAAGUGUGGUGCCUCUUGAGGUGCAAGCAUCAGAGUCACAGCCGGCAUCUCCUGGUGUCACUUCUAAUCAGAUGGAUAAUGAGACGCCAGGUACAGACACGACAGCUGAUGUCCCAGCUACUGAGGGUUCGAUCACUGUCGAGGUGAAAGAGGAGUCACAGAGUCCGCCUUCGUCCCCAAGGUCAGAUGACGACGGGACACCAAAACGGGUAUCACUUGGACCACGACUGAAGACGGCCAUUUUGCGAAAGGUGAGCAGUGGAAAGGAGAGCGAGUCAUCUAGGGUGACUCUAACCCGACCUAAGAUCGUGGAAAUUCCCAAUCCUCCACCUCGCAAGCAUCGUAAAAAACCAGCAUCACAGAAUGCCGACACGUCGGUGACAAGCGAAGGUGACACUUCAGUGUCAACCACCAUGGAUCAGUCGUCGACCAUUAAUGAAUCUUCUACUGCUGCGGAAACAUCUGCCGAACAGGUAGCCGAAAAUACGUCAGAUGCUUCCACCGAGAAACAAGAAGAGGUAAAAGACGAAAGUGUGAAGACAGAACCAGAGGACAGUGCCAAGUCCGUGACGACUGAAGUCAACAGAGACUCUGAACCAGAGUCACCAGUCACACAGAAAGAAUGGGAGACCGCAGAAUCUGGUCUAGCUGUUGAACAGACAUCGCUCUUUGAAAUAGAGAUUAAAGUGCCAGCAAUAAAAGAAUCUGUUACCACUGAACCAGAUACAAACCAAGAACAAGGCAAAGAAGCUGAUUGCGCAAGUCCAUCACUGAGAGCUGAAGAUACAGACCUUCAAACAAAUGAAGACAGUGGAUCAAGACGUGAAGAAGAAACUAGAGUCCAGCAUGAAACGGUGGAAAAGGACCAGGCAGUGUCUGUCGAGACUUCUACUGAUAAGGAAAGUCACGAUAGGAAUUCUGAAUUCGUAUCUACAACUACAAUAGAUCUUGUGACGUCGUCGCCGGUAACACAGGACUCCUCGACCACGGGACAACAGGACAGAGAUCGCGCUGACGAGGAUAUGCGUGCGAUAGCUAAAACACACACAGAAAUGGUCGUCAACGGUGCAGUGGAGAGUCUGAAAUCUGAAGCUGUGGACAAGGAAGAGAGUUGCUGUGAACAAGUAAGCGAUGAUAGUCCUAAAGAAGAAGGUUCCUCGCCUUCACAAGAAGUGAUUGCCGUAAACAAAUACUCCAUAGAAACGGGUGAAACUUGUACAGUGAUAACAGUGGGUAACAAGUCGGAGAUCAGUGAGAUAAAGACAGUCGACAAGGGCCCGCAAGGUGAAGACGAACAUGAAUUAACCACGAGUGCAAAAGACAUUGCUGACAGUAAUACUAGUGCUAUAAAUGAAUCCAGUGACAUUUCUGUUGACAGCAAUGCUUGUGAGGAACAGAGAACCAUUACAAAUGGCAGUAACGUGUGUGCUGAACAUAGCUCAACGGAAUAUGAUAGUAAUGAGCAUGGAAAACAUAGCUCCAUACACAAUGACAGUAAUGUUUCUACUGAACAUGCAUGCACAGAGAACGACAGUGGUGUUUGUGUGGACAAUGAGAUUACUGAGCAUGCAAGUGACAAUAAUGUGUGUGCUGAACAAAGCCACUCAGAGAAUGACAGCAACAGAUUGUGUGAUGUUUCACAGGGGGAUAAUGAAGGCAAAGACUCUGAAACUGUCCAUGAAAACGGCGGCUCGGAACAGUCAGACGAGGUGCUCACGAUAACCGAAACCAUAACGAUUAUCGAACUGAGAGAAGUACAUUCUGAGCCAUCUCACGAGAAGGAAGCUAACAACAAUAAGGUUCUAUCCGCUGGAAGCACAGACAAAGAUGAGCGAAAGGAGGAACCGGCAUUCAAAACAGAGGUGCACGUAGUUUUGGAAGUGGGAGACACGCCAGAGGUCGAGUGAGAGCACCACCUACACUGGAAGUCAUCAUUUCUCACCAUUCCGGGAAAAAACACGUCGAAGAAUAAUAUAACAUUAUGAAAUAACGCCGCGGAAGUGAAUGGUGUAAGCUACCGUAUACACCAGGAUAAAAAAAAGUUCGAGUUGUUGGCCUUUACGUUAAACGAUAAAAGAGUUAUCGACCUUUAAAUUAAACCAUAAACGGGUUACUGACCUUUGGAAUAUAUAAUAGGACACGAAGGUGAUCAAACUUUGAAUUAUGGGGGGGGGGGGGGGGGGGGGGGGGGGGGUUACUGGCCUUUUAAAUUACAGGAUAAUGAGUUAUCGACCGUUAAGUAAUACAGUAUGAUAAACGAGUGAUUGGCCUUUAUUUUUCAAUAUGCAAUAUGUAUGGCUGUAUUUCUUACAAAAGCAGGGAGGGAAAUCAAGUAAUGUAUUAUACGAGUGUUGUUUGAGAGUCAUAUCAAUAUAAAAUUAUUUUGGCUUAACGCGUGGUGGCCAUUGUGAUUUAGAAAUAACCCAAAUACCAAAGAUUACAUUUUUAAAAUCAUCUAUAACAUGUAACCCUAUUUACAUAUCUAUUUUAAUACAUUUAAAAAAAAGUGUCUAGAUGUUUAGAACUAUAGGGUAAACUAGUAUUUUGUUACAGUGGACCAAAAAAAUACCUUGUUAUCAUUCGCAUGAUUUUAUCAUAAAGCAUUAUGGCAGAAACUGUAUGUUGAUAUUUUGUUUUAUUUUUUUUAUUUUUUUUUUUUAUUAUUAUUAUUUUUUUUUUAACUCUUGACAAUUGAGAAUUGAUGACACAUUUGAGUUUAUAAAAUUAUAAAAUGAUACAGUAGUAUCCAAUGAAAACAUGAGAAUCUAGUCUGUGCAUCCAAUGAAAACAUUCAAUGUAAGAUACACUAAGAUUGUAAUUCGUUGCCUAAAGUCUAAGCCACACGAUACGAGUGCUUCGUACGAAAAUAGCCGAUUGACAAGAGGUACUCGUAACAUGAAUGUUAAAUAAAUAAGCAUUUUUUAAAAUUACUAUUUUAUUGCUUUACCUACCCCACCCAUUUAACAGAAAGAAGCAUACAUACUAUUUUACGGCAGUAAAGCCCAUUUACGAAUUCCUGGCUACGAAUAUAUAUAUAUAUAUAUAUAUAUAUAUAUAUAUAUAUAUAUAUGUUAUGUUGAUAACCAAAGAAAAGCUAAAUACGUUUUUAUGAUUAUUUAUGCUGUACGUGUACAUAUUUUACGCGGGAAAUUGUAUCUUCUGCUUAUUUAUCCUGCGUCGCUGUCGCAAGCACUCGUCUUUACCACCUAUAAACAUAUCAGCAUUACCGUGUAUAUGUCGCCCCAGCGUCUACUUACUUUGAGAAACUACCUCGUAGAUGUCACAGUGAACCCUGCUGCGUCCUUUAAUAUAUACGUGUAUAUUUAAUUUUUAGGGCUGUUCCAAAAAUGAUCACGGUGGUGACAAGGAACAAAAUAGUUUUCAAUAUUUUCCAGCACCACAUAUGGUAAACAUAAUUUAUAUUUGGUUAUUGCUUGUUUUUGUCCUUCUGUGAGAGAGAGAGAGAGAGAGAGAGAGAGAGAGAGAGAGAG
Messenger RNA from Gigantopelta aegis, 4603 nucleotides. Its product is annotated as mucin-22-like. The transcript is spliced from 7 exons. NCBI's taxonomy places the organism in Eukaryota, Metazoa, Mollusca, Gastropoda, Neomphalida, Peltospiridae. The coding region runs from base 308 to 3019 and encodes 903 amino acids. The record is from RefSeq and is a predicted model, not a curated record.